AGCAUAAAUAAUAUUAAAAAUAUUAUUUUUAGAUGUGCUUUUGUAGUGGCGGAAUAGUUUAAUUCCGCGAUUAUAAAAAAAAGAAGAAGAAAAAACACAUAGAGAUUGGUAAAUGCCCUGUUGGUUGCCAUUUACUGAUUUUUUGGAAUCACUUACUGGUACCUUUCGCAAUUUCUAUUCAAAAAUAUUACUUCAUUAUAUUUUUGCAACUCCUCAAUAAAUGAGCACUCAAUCAUUAUACUUCUUUUAUUUAUUUUUUGCAUAUUUCCUAAUUAAGGAUGCAUUACAUUCAGCCUAUUGUUACCGGCGAAACUUAAAAUCUAAAAGAUAGUAUUUUCCUCAAUGCGAAAAUUUUUUUGCAUAAAUCAUUGCCAAGAAACGGUUCUAACGAAAAGGAAAAGAAAUUUCUAAAAUGCUGAAGAUUGAUAAUUUGCAAUGAAUAACUAACUAACCAAACACAGUAAUGCGUUAUCAUUUAUAAAUUGCAUGUUAAGAAUAUGGACACAGUUUAUGUAGUUAAAAUUAUUUAAUAUUCCGAUCUUUCUCCCAUAGGAUUCUUAUAUAAAAUUUAUAUAAAUUUUAGGUUUAUUCUAAAGGAAAUGAAUACCUCAUUUCAAGACAUCUUUUUCCCUUUCCGAAACAAUUCAUUGGAUAAUGAUACUUUGGACAUGAACCAAGAACAAGAUAGAUCUGAUCUGCAGAAAAAAUUCACAAUUGCUCAAGUUGUCUUUCUCAUAAUUUCGUCUCUCGGAAUAUUUGGUAAUUCAGUGUCGAUUCUUGCCUUGAGGAAAUCGAAGAAGCUUCGAUGCCCAACUACUGCAUUUGUUAUAACUUUAUGCACUGCCGAUUUGCUUUUUUGUAUUUUCACUGUAACAAAUAACAGCAGGCCCGAUUGGAACAGCAACCACGUUUUUUGCAUUUUGAUAACAUGGGCAAAAUACUUCGUUGGUGGAGAAUCAGUGUAUUUAAUGAUUGGAAUUACGAUUAAUCGAUAUAUCUGUGUAAUUUACCCAAAGUAUUAUCGUUUGAUAUACAGAAAGAAAUUCUUAGCAUUUCAGUUAGCUUUAACGUGGAUGCAUUCCUUUAUUAUGUCACUUUUACCAUUCUUUGGAGUUGUAGGAAAAUAUGGUUACGAUCCUAACAGCGGACUCUGUAUCCUUUUAAAACGAAAUGGAAUAACAGUUUCAACUUUUCUUUUUAUAUCCUACUUUGCACUUCCAAUCACGGUUCUUGCAAUUUGCUAUUCUAGAAUUUUUUGGAUCACUUAUAAGACAUCUCAACAAAUGAGAAAGCAUUGCAAUGUAUUUGCUACGCCUGAAGAAUUAAAUGCCACAGCAACUUCACUAGAGAGUCAAAGAGGUGAUUUUCCACAUCGCAUUGAUGAUAAAGAAAUGAAAGUCCUAAAAGUGAUGUUAGUCAUCUUUGUUGCUUUCCUGAUUUGUUAUUCUCCAAUGGUGUUAACUCUUCUUUGGGACAGUGCAGAUGAAAUUCCUGCACUUACUGCGCUAUCCCAGUUGGGAGUCAACUUAGUAAAUGUGAUCAAUCCCAUAAUAUACAUUGUUAUGAGUGCUGAAUACAGAAAAGCAUAUUUUGAACUUUUCACUUGCAAACAAGUCUGGCUACCAUUGUCAACUUCUUCGAAUGCAGCAUUUUCCCCAAAUAAAGCAACUCCUGAGAUGCCAAGUGUUUGAUAUUGUGCAACAAUUUUCUAAUGCAGUUCAAAUUGUAUAAACAUUAUUUUUAUAAGUACAGCAAAUGUAAUAUUAGUGUCCAUUUAAAAAUAUUAGUAAUAUUAUAAAUGUAAUAGACAUGCUCAAAAUAAAUAAUGUGACCCUUAUA
This is a messenger RNA of Parasteatoda tepidariorum (common house spider), 1839 nucleotides long. Its product is annotated as G protein-coupled receptor moody-like. NCBI's taxonomy places the organism in Eukaryota, Metazoa, Arthropoda, Arachnida, Araneae, Theridiidae. Gene Ontology annotation, biological process: G protein-coupled receptor signaling pathway. Gene Ontology annotation, molecular function: G protein-coupled receptor activity. Gene Ontology annotation, cellular component: membrane. The record is from RefSeq and is a predicted model, not a curated record.